GAAAGCCCGGGCAGAUCCCGGUGAGGCGGUCAGCCGAUCCUCCCUGAGGAACCAGAAAUAGCCCACGGCGGACUGCUCCCCAUCCCGAACCGCGAGCGACAUGAGCCACGGGAAGAGAAGCGACAUGCUCCCGGAGAUCGCCGCCGCCGUGGGCUUUCUCUCCAGUCUCCUGAGGACCCGGGGCUGCGUGAGUGAGCAGCGACUUAAGGUUUUCAGCGGGGCUCUCCAGGAGGCACUAACAGAGCAUUACAGACACCACUGGUUUCCUGAAAAGCCAUCCAAGGGCUCUGGCUACCGCUGCAUCCGCAUCAACCACAAGAUGGACCCCAUCAUCAGCAAGGUGGCCAGCCAGAUCGGACUCAGCCAGCCCCAGCUACACUGGCUGCUGCCCAGUGAGCUGACCCUGUGGGUGGACCCCUACGAGGUGUCCUACCGCAUCGGAGAAGAUGGCUCCAUCUGUGUCCUGUAUGAGGAGGCUCCGGUGGCCACCUCCUGUGGGCUCCUCACCUGUAAGAACCAAAUCAUGCUGGGCAGGAGCAGCCCCUCGAAGAACUACGUGAUGGCUGUCUCCAGCUAGACCCCCACGCCCCUACCCGGCAUUCUACUGUACUCAUCAGCUGUGACAACAGGCCACUGCAUACCUCAACCUGGGGAACUGUAUUUUUAAAUGAAGAGCUAUUUAUAUGUAUAUUAUUUUUUUUAAGAAAAGAGAAAAACCAAAAGUUUUUUUUUUUUUUUAAGAAAAAAAAAAAUCCUUAAAGGGAGCUGCUCAGAAGUGGCCUCCCCAGGUGCCUUUGGAGAGAACUGUUGUGCGCAUGAGUCUGUGAGCCAGUGUCUGCCUAUGGGAAGGGAGAGGCCAAGCCAGGGUGCCGGGAAAAGGUUGGCCAGUAUCCCAGGCCAGGUUAGCAACUGUGAAUAAGAGAGGUCAGGAUCUGCCCUGGGUAGGGGGAGCAUUGAGACUCUCUCCCAGCCAGGACAUAAGCUUGCCUGGCUCCUCUCUUGGGGCAUUCACUCCUGAACUUAAAUAAUACUUUGUCGCCUAAUCUUCUCCUAUUUUUCUGAUGAGAUCUUGGGCAGAGUGAAAAGGCCUCUUCUUAUUCCUUCUGUCCUGAACAGCCUUUCUUGAAAUCAUGUUUCAGUUUCUAAUUCUACCCUCAGGGGCCUGUAGAGGUUGCUUCCCAGCCAGGAAUCUAAAGCUUUUAGGGCAGAGGGAGUGUGAAGGCAGGGGUGGGAGGUCUUUGGUGUUAGGAUGGAAGAGAACUCGGGCACAAAACCUUUACUCUGCUGCAUGCUGCUUUGUGUGUCUGUGUGGUGAAUAAUUUGGGGAUGAUUUGCAAUGGAAUUUUGGGAUCCAAAGAUAUCCACUGGGGAUGUUUUUUGGCCAAGAUGCUUCUUUUUGGAACCACAUGAAAGUCCUGGUGCUGCUACUAUUCCUUUGAGAGGUGGCUCAAAAGCUACAAGGAACUCCAGGUCUUUUAUUACUGCCUUCUUUGCAAAAGCACAAUACUCCUUUCUCUCCUCUUCCCCUCUCUCCCGUCUGGUUAGGUCUUGGAACUACCCAAUUUUCUAAGACAAGAGUUCUCAAUCACUGUGCAAUAGACCCCCCAGGGUCCCUGGAGGCUCUGUAGGAGAACUGGCUCCCAGCACCUGCUGGUGAUCCAGUGGGUUUAGAGACCCUUCUCUCCUGCCCUCCUCAGAGACUGUAGCCAGGAGGUGCAGGUGUGACCUUGCAGGUCUUCCUGGGCUGAAGGGGAGAGUGCCUGUGCUCUGCAGGACUACCUGGUAUUCUUGUGGGGCUGACACUAAAAGCCAAACCUCUCGCACUGUUUUUUGUCCCUGGUGCUCAGAGCACCUGUGAGAGAGCUUGCUGUCCCGUUCAGUAAAAUCCAAAUCUAUCUGUAGACUUGUGCAAUAUUUACUGUCCUGGACUGGGGAAGAAUAGAAAACUAUGCUGGGAAGAUAACCCUUUCCUUCGGUUUCCCAGUGACAUUGAUGAGGGCCUGGAGUCUCCCAAACCGAGUCACCUUAAGAAGGACAGAGCUAGAGCAUCUGGUCACCCUGGCUUCCCUCCUACUGUUGCCCCUUAGUGAGGACCCCGCCCCUACCUACUGCUAAUCUUACCUCCUAGAUUUCCAAACUACUCAGUUUUGACUCAAAGGUGCUAUUUACCAAACACUCCCUUCCCCACUCCUGCCCUUCCACCCCCCAGCUUUCUGCUACCUCCUCCGACCCUGCUUCCAGUCUUUAUUGCUUUAAAGUUAACUGGGCCCAUAGUCCCAGGUGCUGUUCUGUGGCCUGUGGGUUGAAACAAAGCUGUGAAUCACUGCAGAUUGUGUUCCUGCCUCUCCAUCCACGAACAGGUCCCUGCCUUCUUAGGAGCAGCCUGAAAGUUUCAUGCUUAAUCUUUUUUCUCUUCUCAUUGAUGUUCACUUUAAAAACAACAAAACCCCCAGACCAGAGCUGGACUGUUGAGCAGGCCUGUCUCUCUAUUAAGUAAAAAUAAAUAAUAGUAUGUUUGUAAAGCUAUUCUGACAGAAAAGACAAAGGUUACUAAUUGUAUAAUAGUGUUUUUAUAUGGAAGAUUGUACAGCUUUAUGGAUAAAUGUACACUUUUUUUGUUACUUUAAUAAAAAUGUAGCAGAUGAAGUCUGUGCUGGAGAGAA
Chinchilla lanigera (long-tailed chinchilla) is the source of this 2663-nucleotide messenger RNA. It is a transcript of the gene Btg2, whose product is annotated as BTG family, member 2. Gene Ontology annotation, biological process: negative regulation of cell population proliferation; negative regulation of mitotic cell cycle. The record is from RefSeq and is a predicted model, not a curated record. Gene Ontology annotation, cellular component: nucleus; cytoplasm. The transcript is spliced from 2 exons. Lineage: Eukaryota; Metazoa; Chordata; Mammalia; Rodentia; Chinchillidae. The coding region runs from base 101 to 577 and encodes 158 amino acids.